ACUAAAAACUUCGCCCCGCAGGACGAUUGCUUUACGCUGUGUUGAACGGUCCAUGGCUACUGAGAUUGACCUAAUCUCAGUCGAGACCGUGUUAUUCUCUUCAAAAGGGAAUGAUACCGCAGUACCUUCACAAAGCUAUCUAUUCUCCCUCCCACUGCCGCCUGACGCGCCGCAGUGCAUACACACUUCACAUUCUGCGCUGGAAUACACUCUAACUGCGACCCUUCAUCCGUCUGACGCCGCCAAAGCUCCCGUCUCGAGCACAGUACUCGCCCACACACGACGCUAUGCAUCGCACCCAGAUAUGCUGCAAGUGAUGUCCGAAACACAGGAGAUCACAGACCCCACGCCAGUCGCAGUGCAGGUACCCCGGACGACUUUCAGAGCAAGAGAACACAUACCCUUGUACAUUUCGAUACCGUCUCCGAGGCGAGAGCUAAUCUUGGACGAUGGACUUCGGCUGCGGAAUAUACGCGCGGAACUCGUCAGGAUGGUCGAGCUGAGCCCCAAGGACAAGCCUGAACCCGAGGACAGUCAACAAAGCCAGCCAAACACUUCCGCUUUUGUUCCCGUUCAGAAAUCUAACGAUAUGUCCACUUCGUACGCCCUCGACCUGCGCCAAUUUAUCGGCACGCCCGGCGGCGGAGAAGUCAUCGCGCUUUCGGGCACUUCAUGCAGGCUUCACCCGACGCGCCCACUUCAAAUCCGCUUAGUAUUGCACCCUCGGGAAGAGGAUUCCCCACACAAUUCAAACGAAAUACACGGGGAUGCACUUUCCAGCUCGGGAGAUGUCGCGCAUGAAGUCAGCACGUCGUGCACAUCUAUAUCUCAAUCUACAGUGCUUCACGACGUCUCGUUCUCCAUUGUUGUUCACGCGACCUUCAUGAACAUGCGUUCACAUACUGAGCGAGUCUCCACCAUCGCUAUCCCCAUUCUCAUACUGCCGCCUACUGCACCUCUUCCUGAGGUGGAAGAGUCUUUGGCAAUGGAUUACCAUAAGAAGCACGAUCGUCCUCCAACUCGGACCGUUAGGCAGGAGGACGGUGACGCGCCGCAGUACUCAGAAGGUGAGCCGGGGCCCAGUUAUAGCGCAGCACCUCCGCCCUUUGAAGAACGCGAUGCGCCACCGCCUUUCUUCUCCGCCUCUGUCGCAUCCGGGUCAAGACUACCGACGUUCCAAGAAUCGGAGACCGAGAUCUACGUCCCUGUCGAGCAUGACUCAGCCAUGAUCCCGCCGCUGCCACCUUCUCAGCUAACGUUCGACGGUGAAGGAGUCUUGUUCGGAUUCCCACCGUCUGAACAGUUCGAUGGUUACCAGGAGCAGGAGCGGCCUGUAACACCUCCACCUUCGAUGGAGAUGGCAACGCGCGAUCCGAAUGUCACCAGCCUCGCGAUGCUGGACGGGAGGUCUGCACUGAACGCACUCGAGCUCGCACUCGAGCAACACCCAGACGCUUCAGCCGAAAGCGCAGUCCCGCCGCCUCCACCCCCACCCAUGGAUGAUCCCUCAGAUCCCCCACCGUCCAUCGACUCUGUGUUCCGAUCUCCGAACGCUCACCACGGCCAACCGCCUCUGAUGCACCCCGCAGUAGCACCUACGCAGUCAAAUGCAGCUGCGAGCGAGAUGAGCUCACAGCCAGGGGUAUCUCAUGAGCAUGCCCCUCCGCCAUAUGGUGUGCCAGAUGAACAUGCAUCAAGCAAUGAUCAAGAGACCGUUACUCAUCCGCCGCCGUAUGUUGAUCUUGUUCCGGCAAGGGAAUCAGGGACCGAGUAGAUAAUUGUGCUCACACGCCGAGCUGUAGUUUCUCGCUGACGCGGGUAUGUCAAUAUGUCCAGAUGUAAUAAAUCAUAGGAUACAUGUACCGGUGAAACAAAGGGCGUUGAAUCAGGAAGAUGACAGCGAUAGAAAAAGAAAGCUGUACGCAUGCGGUCGGUGGAGAAGUCAGCUGGGGUCUGUGCGUGUAUGCAGAGGCAUUGCAAGGAGUCUCAGCAGUUGCAGGCGUCCUUGCCCUUAGUUUGGUUCUCCUGCAAGUUCACAUUGCCUCCUUGAGCACUAUCGCCCGCACGACCGCCCGCAGCACCUCCCCGGCCGGCGCCACCACGAGAGGAUGCCAUAAUUUGGUCGAUUGGUAUCUUCUUGGCUAUUUGAGCGAGAUGAGUACCGACCUUGGAA
Molecule: messenger RNA, 2173 nt
Organism: Phanerochaete carnosa HHB-10118-sp
Lineage: Eukaryota; Fungi; Basidiomycota; Agaricomycetes; Polyporales; Phanerochaetaceae
Exons: 1
Coding region: 53-1774 (573 amino acids)
Source: RefSeq, a predicted model, not a curated record